Molecule: messenger RNA, 405 nt
Organism: Mesorhabditis belari
Lineage: Eukaryota; Metazoa; Nematoda; Chromadorea; Rhabditida; Rhabditidae
Source: the annotation of a GenBank genome assembly
AUGCCGAAAAAGCCGAACUAUGUAGAGAUUCGACGCAAAACAUGGAAUAAAAUCAUUGAAAGUUUCGAAUACCUGACAGCGUGCGCGAUCGCUUUAUGGAAAGUGGUGGAUUUGGACCGUUUGGAGAUGCUGGUGAAUUGGAGCUAUUUGGCAUUACAAUUUUCGGAUGUUUGCGAUGACGAGACACUGAUGAAAUUAAAGCUAGCCAAAGACGAGGUGAGCGAGAAUUUAUGCGCCACAGUGCUGCUUGAGAAUGGGCAUUUGGUCGGUGAGCGGGCGGCCACUUUGGAGAGAAAUCUCGUCGACACGGCACUCCGAAAGGGAACAUCGAUUGCUAGGAUAAUGGAGAAAUCCAACCCGAUCACCGAGUUGCCCACCUCGAAAAAACCGCGAAUGGCCGACGGA